Molecule: messenger RNA, 17291 nt
Organism: Hermetia illucens (black soldier fly)
Lineage: Eukaryota; Metazoa; Arthropoda; Insecta; Diptera; Stratiomyidae
Gene: Syn
Product: synapsin
Exons: 15
Coding region: 981-2813 (610 amino acids)
Biological process (GO): neurotransmitter secretion
Cellular component (GO): synaptic vesicle membrane; synaptic vesicle
Molecular function (GO): ATP binding
Source: RefSeq, a predicted model, not a curated record
CGUCGUCUCAUUCGGUUCUAGUAUCGAGAACUUCAGUUGUACAACGAGACUUCGUCGGAAGAUAUCUAAAAAAUUUUCUUCGGGUGUUUCAGUAGAGAAUCUUUUUGAAAAUAAAGUCAAAUUUGAAGUGUUCAGAGUAUCUGAAAUUGCAGGAAAGUGAGUUUUAUACGAUUUCUUCAGUGAGACACUAAAUUUGCUGGCAAAAUUCUUGCUAGUUGUAUCCGGAAAAUCGGUGAAAAUUUUACCCUUUCACGUUUUGAAUGGGAAUGAAGUUGAAUUAUAUUUCAAAAAGAGAGUCGUGAAGUUUUUAGGCUGAAUUGCGGAUUGUAGUGUCUAGGAUAAGAGCUAAUCUCUGUAGUUGUAGGUGUUUCGAAGAUACCGAACUGCUUCGAGGACAUUUUGAGGAUACGCUAAGAUUCCUGAAUAAAAAUUCCGGGCACGGAUUCUGAAAAGGACCUAUUACAAGUGAAGCUAAAAAUUGUGCAGUGAAUUCCAUGAUAAAUUUUAUCCAGAAAAGUGUAAACCGGGUCAUAUUUGCUCAUUCCCAAGCAAGGAGCACGUGUUUUUUGUGUACCUAAACAUUCUCGUGUUAGCACCAUAUUAGCGUAAUAUUUUACGGAAUCAUCGUAUUAAAUUCUACCGAAAAAAAUCUACGAACAACCUGAAUAAAAAAAAUUAAAGUGUGUCUAUAAUUACCCUAGAAUUCGACUAAACGGAAAUUCUGUACGGUAAAAUCGCGCGAGUCACGCGAAUAUCGUGUAAAGCAACCGUAAGGGCAUAUUUCAAAGGCCCCGUCUUCUCUUCUUGUGUUUGCUCAACACCACCCACCCCCUAAGCAUCUGAGGAAGAGAAAUAUCAACUGCGCUAAAUCACUGAACAGAAGGAACUGUUCAGUCUUCAUCGUCCUUUUUCAAUAUUAGUGCAAUAGCCACCGUCGGGUGUGGGCGAAUCUGCGCCCCGCCACCGGAUGAAGCAGCAUCAUGCAGCGGCAAGCAAGCUUUGAUUUCGAUACGGAACAAAAAGCCGGCACCCUGAAUUUCGCGUCCUUCCGCACAAGCUUCACGUCAAAUGUCAAUUACCUGAAACGAAGAAAUGACAAAAUAUGGAAUAAGUUUAGUUCGGGUGAUCUUUCAUCCGAAUGUGAUGACGUAGAUCCCAAAGAUUUGCCACCAGCGGCUCAUCCCCAGCAGCAAGCACCCCCGUUGCAACAACAGCCAUUGCCGCAAGGUGGUCCUCCAAACAUGCCUCCACCACCAGCUCCCGGUGCUCCCACACCACCUCAACCGACAACCGCUGCCCCAGAUUUAUCACUAAGCUUUGGUAAAGGUCCUGCUCGGGGUACCAGUGCGCCAGCUAGUCCAGCUAAGUCGCGUGAAAGUCUUUUGCAACGAGUUCAAAGUUUAACUGGUGCUGCCAGGGAUCAAGGUGCAUCGAUUAUAGGUGCUGCAGUUCAAAGUGCGACUAGGCCUGCAUUCAAUAAGGAUAAGUGUUUCACAUUGUUGGUUCUUGAUGACCAGAAUACAGACUGGUCCAAGUAUUUCAGAGGAAAGAGGCUUCACGGCGACUAUGAUAUUCGGGUCGAACAGGCUGAGUUUAAGGAAAUAUCACUUACAGCGAGUGGAGAAAGUGGUGUAGUGAUAUCAAUGGCCGUUUAUCGUGGUGGAACAAGGGUUGCACGUACUUUCCGACCAGAUUUUAUUUUAAUACGUCAACCACCCCGAGACGGAGCCAACGAUUACAGAUCAGCCUUGCUUGGACUAAAAUAUGGCGGAGUUCCCAGUAUCAAUUCCUUACAUUCGAUAUAUCAGUUUCAGGACAAACCAUGGGUUUUCUCGCAUCUUCUACAAUUACAACGACGCCACGGAAAAGAGAACUUCCCCUUGAUCGAACAAACCUAUUUUCCAAGCCCGAAAGAUUUGUUCAGCUGGGCCAAAUUCCCAUGUGUACUGAAAGCUGGACACUGUCACGGCGGAGUAGCUACAGCUCGAUUGGAUAAUCAAAGUGCUCUCCAGGAUGCCGCCGGCCUUGUAACUGGAUCUGUGGUCAACGAAACGCAAUGCUAUUGCACGAUCGAGCCCUACAUCGAUGCUAAAUUUGAUGUUCAUAUUCAGAAAAUUGGAAACAACUACAAAGCGUUCAUGCGUAAAUCAAUUUCAGGCAAUUGGAAAACCAACCAAGGUUCAGCGAUGCUUGAACAAAUUACCAUGACGGAAAAGUACAAGCACUGGGUAGACGAGGUGUCCGAGCUCUUUGGAGGUAUGGAAGUAUGCGGUCUUAAUAUCAUAGUUGGAAAAGAUGGCCGAGAGCACAUCCUAAGCGCUUCAGAUAGCACGUUCCAACUAAUGGGAGAUACUCAAGAAGACGAUAGACGCCACAUUGCUGAUUUGGUUACGUCUAGAAUGCAACAUGUAUGCCGGCCGCCAAUGUCGAAGACAACCUCACGAACUUCGAUGUCAUCACGCGGCGGAAGUCCCACUGAGGAAACACCACCGGCCCCAGCAGGACCACGUCCUGCACCUAUGGGAGGACCACCACCAAUCCCUGAAAGGACUUCACCAGCCGUCGGGUCAAUUGGCCGCUUGAGUAAUCGAAACAGUAUCUCAGAUGCAACUGAUGAACCACCAUCAGAUAAAGCUCCAACAUUAGGAUCGUCUGGUCGACGAGAUUCACAAGCAUCUGAAACAUCUCAAGUUUCAACUGGAUCACGUGCAUCUCAUCGACCACCACAAUCUCAAUCAUCAGUCAUCGAAGAUGCUGAAGAUACAAUGAAAAAUCUUCGUAAGACGUUCGCUGGGAUAUUUGGUGACAUGUAGGAAUUAGCAAAGAAAAAACGUGGUAGAACUACUAGUGACACUGGCACCUCAUAUACCGAUUCAAUUCAAAGUCAUACUCCAAAAUCAUCAGCUACUGCUUCAGAUAUUAGUAAAUCAAGCUCAGUUACAGCUUCUUCAGGUUCUUUGUAUAAAGACACCCCGAACCAUCAACAAACAAAACCAACAAACAGUGUUUUACCGUCAGUUGUGCCAGCGACCACUGUAACAACUAGUAGUUCUUCCAGCGUUUCUAAGGUAGAUUCCGUAGAGAGUAACGGCAGUAACUAUAGGCCAAUUACAAAUUUUAAACCACAAGAACGAGUCAACCCCUUUGAUAAGGAGAGUAAGACUGGUGUAUCUGUAGCAUCGUCGAAACCAUCAUCGUCUGUAGUAGCAACGACUACGCCUUCAUCCUCAGGUAUUUACAGAAAUUCCGUAACGUCAGAGAGCAACGGGUCGGCAACUUCGACUACAGCAAGAACCACCAAUGGUACGGCGAGGAAACUAAGCGAAAGCUCCUAUAAGGCUUCAACAGAAUCGAUCUCCUCGUAUUCCACAUCUUCCUCAAUAAUCAAGGAUGCUGAAGUAACAUCGGCCAGCGAAGUGCCAGCCUUCUCCACAUAUGGCAAGUAUUCUAGCAAGACCUCAGAGCCUAUUGUAGAAAGAACCCACGGCCAUACAGAUAGUAAAGGACAAAUGACGAGGAAGUUGUCUGAUGCCGAAAUCAUUUUCGGUUCCGAUCCUAGCGAUGUAAUUAGCUCCUCUCAUAAGGAUUACAGCACAUCUGGGGGCUCAGGAAGGCGUAGCUUCACCAGGUCUGGGGGCUCACUUUCAGAUGCUGAUAUAAUAUUUGGAACAUCCGCAGCUUCUCAUACGGAUAGAUUUGGCUCAACAAUGAAUGGACGUUCAGAUAGUACUCCAAAUCCUCCCCUUGCCAAGAGUAUGAGUGUUGCUUCAGACAGCAACGGACGAACCUCGAAUCCAGGCUAUCGCAUCUACGAGGGUAUUCAAAAUGCAGCUUUCCAAGACUUCGAUUCUCCAACGCGUAGUACUCCACCAGCUACCAAAGUAUCCCAAUCGUGGAAUAGAUACGGGGAUGACAGCGACCUAGACCUGAAGUAAGAAGAGUCAGAUGGCAGAGUGAAGGAACACAAAUAUUUAAAGGAGAAUAUAUUGCGGCUUUUAUUAAUUUUAAACGCUAUUGGCGUGCGAUACAAUAAGAUACAGAAAAAGUAAAAUUACAACAGCAACACCACGGACAAUGUUUGUUGGUUCGCUUUUGGAUCCUCGGAAAAUUGUCUGAUGUGAUAUAUACAAUUCAUGUUAGUUGAAGAAAAAAAAAAUUGUGUAUUGCAUACAUUAUUAACCUAUCCUAGUCACUCACUCAUAUACCCACACGCAUACACACCAGAAUGUAGUAGUUAUAUUUGCGCAUUUAUCAUCUACUUAUAUGUAGGCACAGAAUGUGUAGUGAAAUAAUGCUAGAAUAGUCUGCCUCCAGAGUUUCUAGGUUUCAUGAUUGACAUUUUUUGUGGACCUUUCGUUUGACUGUUGUCGAUUUUUUUUCAGUUUAAGGUCCUUUAUCAUUCGAGAGCUUUUUAUCGGCUUAUAUCAGUUGCAUAUACUUCGAAACAUGUUUGUAUUAUAUUGUAAGGGUGCCCUGGUGCCAGACAUACCGAAAAAGGACUAGUUGCAAAAUUGUUCACCAUCGAUAGCACUCAGUUGGUUUCGGAGCAGGUUCCUCAGUGUUUCGUGACUUAUCGUGUGAGUGCUUUGGUUUCUCUAAACUUCUGAAUGACCUUAUGGUGCUCCCCCUUAAUUAGUUUCACUGGACUCAAACAGAAUUCUUCUCGCGGAUCCAUAAUUUUUCCAGCCUACCGAAUGCGAAUCCUGAACUUCACUGCGCAACGGAAAAAUAUUGCCGAUGGAAUUCUAUCCAAGGUCAAAAUCGGUAUGAAAAUCAGUUGACGCAUUAAUGUAUGUAUGUCAAGAGGAGCAAUUUUGCCGAAAUUAAUUUGAUAAUGAAGGCUUACACCGAAAUCAAUAUUUAAUCUUUUUGAGCGGGUCGAAUUUAAGUACAUGAAGCUCCAGAAUAUAGGGGAUGAACAACUUUAAACGCGUUAACUCUCACUGGCCCAUAUUUCAGAACCGUAGAAAACUGCCUAAUCUACUCUCGUUACCAAUCGACCCUUAGUGAAUACGGGACCUCCGGCAUUGGUCAUUAGCUGGCUUACCGCAAAUAUUCCAGUUGCAGCCUUAACGCAGUAUCCCGAGACUACUUGAGGGACAUCAUCUUCGAAAAUGUCAUUAUGCCGAAUUGGACUCAACCAUGUUCUGACCAGCUCUUAUAGGACGGAUCGCGGUUUUCUCCAGAACUAUAAAGGAUUCACAAGUAUUCCUUCAUCUACUAAUUUUCUACAUGGCUAUUUUCAGUGUACACUAAUAUCGUGUGACCGAAGGUUUGGCAAAUAGUACUGAAACAUCAUGUGCAUAUUGGAUACGGUGUGCGAUUUUUAUAAUAGGCAUCCCAUAUGGUAGAUCGCCAUGUGAGAAGUCUUAAGAAUAGGACGAAGCAUAGAUAUUUUAUUCGUCCCCAAUGUGAGCUCCCAUCACCGUUGUCCUUCUCGAAUCUCGUAAAAAUAGGUGCGACCCCCUAGGUAGUCCCUCAAUACCCGCAAACUUUCUUGAGGUUGCCUGGGACUGAUUUUACUAGUGUCCAUUUCUAGAUAGAAUCGGGAAAUUCUCAUCAUCAACAGGAUUUUCCAUUAACCAAUACCCUGUGGAAUCGACCAUUAUCCUGUAAGCAUUCGCACGUGCUGGGCUGAUAAGUUGGCUGACAUGUUUGGACUUUCUUGCGCGAGGCCAAAUAUUUCUCGACUGACAACCAGUAGAAGAUAAAUAGUGGGAGUAAGUUACAUUCUUCAUGGAAGCUAGCGGAAUAGAUACUUUAUUCACCGAAGGGCUGUCAAGAAUGGAAUCAUUCAUUCCCCUCUAGUUGUCAAAAAAUACAGUUUAAAGGAUAAGCCAACUCUGACAAUCAGUCGAAAUAACUAACUAACGCGCAUCUCACAAUUGGCUUAAAACAAGCGGGUUUAGUCUGGAAGACUCUUCUCUUCGGAAACUGACUCUAGUUCUGAGAAAACUCCCACCAGGACUGACCUUCCAUUAUUUUUCAAAGCUAUUUCGGGAAAGCUAUCCAGGCAUUCUUGACCCUUUGUUCACUGUUUGCUCUGAGUUUUAGCAUUACGUACGAUACCCUUGGACGGCCCAAUUUCAUUCAAUAUCCACGAGGCCUUUGAGGCUAAGAUUAUUCAAUUGUUUAAUGAAAUCGUGGGGAAGAUAUUCGCAACAUAUAAAAUGGUGCAUCCAUCAUAUUCCAUAGUUAUCUAAUCCUUACGAGUGAUCACUGACUACCUAAGGUCGUCUGAAUUUCCAAAUCCAUGGAAAGCAACUCAAAACUUGACUGAGGCAACAUUGGCGGUGAUUUCAGAAUUUCUUGACGCCAUCUGGACCGAACUGACAACUGGGAGAUGACAAGCUAUACCAGGAAUAGUUGCCACGACUGUGAACCUGACAGAAGCUAAAAAAGAUAGGAGGAAGGAAAAAUUGUUAAACACUUCCUAUAAAUUUAGGAAGGCUGCUAAGUUACAUACACUGCUUGCCAUACAUCGCCAGCGUAAUGCAUGUUGCCUCAUGAAGAGAAAUUUUUAGAAAUCUAUCUGUGAAAUAGGCUUACCGCGAAUCGCCCUUUUUAGUAGGGUAUGUGAAUGCGUUUACGCACAGAGUGUUAACUUUCAGCAAACUAGAGAACUAGCCUGAAACAAUUUGAAACAUCAUUUCGGGUUAGCUCUCCCGCUAUCCGGUCUUAGGGAGCCUUCAAAUUAAGGAAUUCCUUUCAUCACCGGGAGGUAAGAGGAGGAAGGGCAUGGUUAGUUCAAAGAACUGUUGCCAUCCGGUGGAGCUAAAUUUUCUUCGUAACAAGAAGAACUUGAUAAUGGGCACACGACACCAUGUGCCAGCGCUCCUCAGCCUUUCUCUGAAAACGUUGACUGGGCGAUAGCUCUCCUGCAUAAAGUCGCUAACGAAUCCCAUCCCACUAUCUAUAGCAGAAAAAGGUGUGGUCGGUGUCGUCCACUAUUCCACCAUUCUUUCCAAAACACAUAGUCAGGGGAUCGUGACGCGCAGUCUAUCUGUCUCUUGACUCACUUUGCCGAGAGAGUUGCGUUUUGCGUACGAUGCCAUUCUUUACCAACAACCUGUAGAUGGUUUUACGUUCCUUACCAAGGAGUACAACGGGGAUUACGCCAGCGCUCACCACUACGGCGUCAUCAUAUGCCGACUUAAGGCCGAUAUUCCAGAUAUGCCCUUGUACGCUACUGCUUUGAUUUGUUGUAAAAAGCUCAUCUUUAAGUCGAGCGUUAAACCAAGAUUCUUAAUCAUUGGUUUUGACUAUAAUCAACCGGCUGACUGAAAUGGGAUGCAGGGUCAGGAUUCUCGUUUUGGUCAAAAUUAGUACUUCGGUUUGUCCAAUGCAAGGUUGAAACCAUGAAGAAUCAUCCAUUUGCAAACUCGCCGCGGCAAUAUGUCAAGUCUAAUUCAAGCCUGUUCAACAGUGCAACCGACCAAGUGCGACUCUUCUGAUCACCGAUCUCCUUUAACCUUCUAGCGUCUCAUUGAGCAGCAAGUGGUCUUUCAGAUAAUUCUUUAAUGUACGCAAGCAUUACGAGGGACAUUCCCGCCGAGAUCGGUGGCUGUGUGCCUGAGCUCAAUGAACCGCUUCCACGACCUCGAUACUCUGAAACCGAACUGCCUUGUGGAUAAGACACUACUGGAAUAUGGGUUUUUGAAUCACUUCCCCGACCGUGUCAAGUAUACAGAUUGGUCAGUGUACAAAAGGCAGCUCAAGGUCUCCUUUCCAUUUCCCUUGCCACCUUCCAGCGGGAAGGCAAAAUGCCCUCCUUCAGGCACGCGUUGAAUGCCCCGAGCAUUAGGUUUGGUCGAUGGCCAAGCACCAGUUUAAUGACUUCUGACGAGAUACUGUCCGGAUAUGACGCCUCCUUCUCAUUAUGAAAGACCUCAUAAUGCAAAGCGGGCGAUUUUCGACGACUUCCGCCCUAUUGGUAUCAGCCCGUACGGGAUGUUUAGGGAAUUACUCGGUUCAUCUGGUCGGCAUUAAAUAUGGAGGGUUCCCGCAGAGCCCCGAUUAUUCGGACGGCAGAUUUAUAACCGAGUCUGGAUCCCUAUUUACCUGGUCGGUUAAUUCCUGCCAGUAGCGAUCUGUGCUUAGUCUUAAAUUUGGAAAUUUGGGUUGAGCUCUAUGGGGCAUGCAUAAAUAAGGGUGAUUCACAUGAAAACCUUUGUGGUCUCAUAUCUGACUGUUUUAGGCUUGAGAGUUACUCGUAUGCAUGAUCCGGUAAACCCCCAUGUUGGACUAAUUUUGGCAAGGGAACUACUCGUUCGCAUCUGGAGGUGUCUGGCACGUUCCCGAAGGAGUACUCAUCCGGUAAAUCCCCAUUUGCUGCACAACCCCUAUUAUUGUGCUGUUUUGCUAAGAAAUUGAUCAAGCUUGGAUAUUUUUUCGUAAGCAAAUCAAAUACCAUAAGUUUUGUGGGAUGUCGUGUUAAUAGGUAAGGAUACUUCGCAAAUCCUAGCAAAUGAAGUAAUUUCCGAGUAUUGUGUAUUUUCAAUUGAUAAAUAUGCAAAGGGUAGAACGGUUUUCAGCUUGUAGUUACUGUCUCCCAUGGACAACACUUUUCGCAUUCGCUCCUCAAGAUGAAUAUGUAGCUUGUCCCCGGGUUCGCCGGUGCUUCAGUUUAGUAUUGUUUCGAUAUCACCUGGAUCUCAACUGGGAACGCAAAUAAUUGAGGAGGCUGACUGGCUGAUAUUCGCUACCAAUCGUACUUCCUUAGCAAUAGUGGUUGUCGAUAAUAUAUGUGCAUAGGAUUUUUGCAUGAACAUAUAACAAGAACAGUUCAAAGUUCGUUCGAGAACUAUGGAGUUAUCCUUUUAAAAACGAGCUGAACGGAGGGCAUUCUUCCGACUUGUUCAUUAUCUUGAGGUGCAGAUAGUUCCAUGCCGGUCAUAAGCAAUGUCGGCAUGAUUUCCCGUUCCCUUGGCAGCUCACGAAGCAAAGCGGCCAGGGGGGCUUUACAAUUCAUCCUGGCAAGUCAAAGCACUCGCUAUCCUUGGAAAUUCCUUUAAACUUAUCAAAGAAAUUCUAACUAGGUAAUUGAAUAUUCCCUUCCUUUCGGGAAGCAUUGAAUACCUCCUAAGGACUCCUGUGAUGCGUUUAAUCCGGUUACGCUCUGGAGACUGAGGACAUCACAUCCGCACUCCUGAAAGUACCUAUGAUUUUUAAAGCGUUCAAACUCUUUCUUGUGCAUUACAUCCUGGUAAAGUUUUAGAUGACAGCCCAGAAAGACUGCAGGGUUCAUACCUAUUGUGGCAAGUAAAUACGAUAAGGAAUAUCUCUUCUAUCUGACUGACCUGAGUAUUGGGUGAAUAGUGGUGGAAUGCUCACUUUUGGUCGAGAUUCAAUCAAGGUAACCUCGCCAGAAAAGCUUCCCUAAUAUGUCCGAUAAUACUACAAGUCUGUGGAUUGCGCAGCGUUGAUGUGAUGGCCGUAUGAGUUUUAUAUCUGAGACUUUAAUGGCUCAUGCCAGAUGAAUGACAGCCUUUGACUUCUAUAGUAGAGCCGAUUUGCUAAUUCUUAGAGAAAAAUUAAAUGGUCUAUAUCAACCUUGGGGUCAGGUCCCUUACAAAAAUUUGGAGAGCUUUUGUGUUGAAAGUUGAAACUAUCCGGAAAGGAAUUUUUUGGCACCAACAAUUUAGAGAACAAAUAAACUUAAGACCAACUUGUUUUGGAGGGGGGGGGGGGGGACACAACCACUACUCGAGCACUUCUCUGUCGCUGGUGGCAUCAAAAAUGUCCUUUCGCUAAGGACAAAGUAGAAGCAAGUAAACUUGGUAAGUUGCUGCUUAAGUGGCUUAACUAGAUGAGAUACUUUGAAAUCUUUGUACUGGUCUAUGCCAAGUGUACGAUUUCCUCUGGUGUCUUUACUGACUUUGGGUACCGCCACUUGGAAGGAAGAAGUUCAAAAGAUCUCUCCCAUUUUUGGGGAGAACAGUCCUUCAAAGGCAUACGGAAGAGAAGUUUCACUAAGUAGGAUCGGGUAGGGAGAGCAAAAUGAAAAAUAACCGUGAUUGCCGCCUGACUAAACGGGUUUAGUGAUUAGGAAUUAAAAAUUGGCUUCCAUUAUAGACUCUAUUAUCAGAAUCUAAUAUAAAAUACCCGCUAAGUUAGAACAGCUUUUGGGGGCUUCCUAGGAAUGCGUCAAUACUGGUUAGGACCUAACAGAAAAUCGGCUUCGUGAGUAGAACGGGGUAGUCCAAAUGUGUGCAGGUCAAUUGGUGAACUGAAAACCACGGACUUUGUUUAUUGGUUCGGGAAGCUUCUCUGUGUUAUUGAUGGUUGCUUCCUGGGUAGAUACUGCCUUACUUCUGCCUUAGGAUCCCCGUUGGUUGGUUGAAAAUGUUAGCCAAGUGUUAUUUGAUCCCUUUCAUUCGUACGUAAAUAUAUAAAUAUCAAUAUAAAUUUCGUUGAACGAAACCUGGCUAGCCCAAAUUCUAUCUGGCCUAUGCACGCUGAUCUCAGGACAGACGUAAGGUAAUGUCAGAUGUGUUGCCUCUGCACUGAAAUUUUGGAAGACAGUUUCACAGUCAUCAAGUGUAUGUGAGCGCAAGACAAUUAUUCGUACCCUCAAUGGUUUUGAUAAGGAUAGAGCGGAUGGGAAUCGACCCGUUGUGUAGAAUGUGGCGGUUCCUGGUUUUAGAAAGGGUUUUAAGAAAAUCCUCAAAGUUUACAUUUGGAAUAAAAACUUUGGGAGACCUGAAGGAAGUCCUCAACAAGGAUAUUUGCUUUUUCAAAGUGCGAGUUGUUUUGCCCUAGGUCCAGUCCCAAUCGUUUAAUUUCCCUAAUCUAGAAAAGAAAGUUCUUAAAUUUAGCUCUAUAUAAGCUCCGUGCUUUUUAUUGUACUUAGUAUAUCCAAUCCAUACUGUUUCCCGGAUCGAAAUGCGAAGGUUGAACAUUCAAAUCCCCUGAGUUUAUAAUUCAGAGGUGGAAUUAGCCACUGGACAAUCUAUGCCGAUGGGCUUUUUCUUGUCUUUAAUACUCCGAAAGAUAACAUUAGAGGUGAAGUUAGUUUGUGAUAAAUAAGGGUGCAUCAAGAGGUCAUUUCAGUGUAUGCAUUUCGGACGAUAUCAGCGAAUGACUUACAAUCAACGCGAGUUCGCAGCGCAGUUUGCUUUAUCCUGGGAUGAAAAGAGAUGAAGCAGAGCAGAGGACGCAGGUGCCGGGGUCAUUGUUGCAAGAAAAACGUACUUUGGACGAAUGGGUAAGUACAUUAGCAUAUUCUAGACGGAAUGAUGAUAUACCUCGUUAUACUUCGAACGGAACUACAUGGAGCAGAUCAUUGCUAUUUUAACAGACAGACAAGUAACUAUUAAUGCUCUUAGUAGGUCUAACCAGGUGAAUUCCAAACAGAUAUAAAAAUGCCUAACAGAUACAAGACCCUCGAUUAAUAGGGUCUGAAUGCUCUGACUUCCAGGCUACAUUAGAAUAGAAGGCAAUGGGACGACGGAUGACAGGUAGACACACUUGGCAAUAGUGCACAUAACAAAGUUCCAGUCAGUUAUAGGUUUAAACGAUAUACUAUAGCUUGAUGCUACCACUGCCUCUUGAGUUCUCCUUGUAGCUUUUAAAGUGACGUCGACAGCACGUGGUUUUCAGGCAGGAACUCUGAAGAACAUACAUAUUUUAAAUUGCGAUUGAGAUUGACGCUAGCUCUUGGCUUUUCGCAAGAAAACUCCCAAAUUACCUCUUUGCAGACCACGACUCUGCUCGGUAGGCACAGGGUUUUUGAAGCAGCACUACUCCAAUGCUGUCAUUGUGAAUUAGUGCUGGCCGUUGGUCACAUUAACUUUUUGAUCUAUUCUCCAAUGCUGGAGUAUUAUUCUCCUCAUCCUACAUAGCACUUCCUUCGUCUCGCUGUUCGCAUUGAGCCUUAGAAGAUCAAAGUUUUGGUUGCCCAGCUUCUCCUCUUCAGUGAGCAACGGAUCCGUUUCUCUACUUCGUCUCCCCCUUUCAGUCUCUAUGACCUGCUCGAUUCCUUCAAGAAUCUCUGUUGGUUUUCCACAAGAUGUGUCUUUCGAAGUAUCUCCCCUUGGACUCUCCAUGUGAACAUCCACAUGUAUAUUGCCAAAUCUGUAAUUAAUAAGGCAGCUACGGUAUUUUGUUACCUCCAAGAUCAUGAGGAGUUUGUAUUUGACCUCUUCCUUCUAAAUACUCUUCAUAAUCGCGUGUAGAGAUUAAAGUUCUCCUUCGCGCAGUCUGUCUCUGGUCAAAAUGGUGAACACGCCUGCCUUGCUCGUUUCUACGCGAAUUUGCAUGACAACGGGUUUUUCGACGAUUUCCUGCCCCUCACGAGUGAAUGUUUACUCCAGAAAUAAUUUUGACAUUAUGGCCUAUCCAAUGUCCUUCAUCGCAUAGCUAACGGCAGGCUCCCUGGCUCCUACCUUCGCCCACGACCUAAACGCGGUUUCCUUCCUCUUGGGUUUGGUUUUAGGUUUCUUGGGAGUAUUUCUCUCUUGUGGGCUGAUAUCCGCUGCUCCGCUUUUCAUUGGUUUCAUUGUUGAAGAGUUGUGCCUGCGUAAGCUUCCAUUCCAGGCUUUUCUACAAAUAGCGCAGGUAUCAUUUAGUACCAGCGCUAUUAAGUUCUGUCUCCUUUCUGAUGUCUAAUAUACUGACCUACUUUUCCAUAUACCAUGUAGCCCUUGUUGGUUGCAGUCAUCACAGUAGGUCACCGUUGACUUUGGCUCCACUGCUUAACCUUCCAACUCUUGGGUCUAGUCAGAUGGUUCUCAGUAUUGUGGAGAUGUGCCUCCGCCUGAUGGACUAGUUUGUUUACGGUGGGUAUCCGGCUUGUUUGCAGUUAGUUCUUUUAUUUUUAUUCUUUUCUGAUCAUAUACUCAUAUGGUUCCCACGAGUAUGGAGGUUAGGAGGCCCGCCGUACCCCGAGGCACGGCAAGGUUAAUUUUACUCACUGAGGUGAAAAGAUAUCAAUGAGGCUCCGUUCGAAUACAAUCAGUUACCCCAAACUGCAAAUUAUCCAAUGGGCACGGUACAUAACACCCUGGAUUGGGAGGAGUGUUUUUCGACUCCUCACUCUUGAUUCGUUUUGCUAAUAGCAGGGUCACCUUGUGCAGAAAGUAGCCCCCCCCCCCCCACCAACUUAUGGUCUUGGCAGACAAGGGGUUUGGUUCUUGGGGAGCUACAGAAUCAUUCUUUGAUUUCAUUAUUAACGCAAAUCAAUCGGAGUGUAACAGGGGCAGUACACAACAUUCCUUUUUCCCAGCUCGGAGAACUGUAAUAGUUGGGACGAUGUGCUUGAUAUCACCCACCCUACUAACCGCCAAUGUGAGGCGUGUCUGGCAAGAGAUCAGAUUACAGUUGUAUACUUUUCAGUCUGGAUUUCGCCGCAGAGGUCCCAUUCAGAGACCUCAAGGGGAUCGACUGGAGGAAAUUUCGUCAAGUUAUCAAGAAGAAACCUUCCAGUGUGCAAAUUGGUAUGAUUAGCAUGACAAACGAACUGGACUCAAAGAUGGGGACUCUAGAAAAGGCAUUCGAAACUGCCCUCAAAGUUCCUUGCCCUGCUAAAUAUAAUACAACAAGAAUAUAUUGCCACAGUGGUAGAAUGAAGAUCUGUCCAGCCCUAGCAAUCUGGCUAGAGGGAUCUGUAAAGGGGCAAACAUUAAGAGCUAUACAAGGACUGCCUAAAGAAGUACUAGUUGUCCAUCAGGAGUGCCAAGGAGCGAUCCUGGUUAGAUUAUUGUCAGAACAUUGGAUACACCAGCGAAACAAUGAGACACAUAAGAACCCUUCCUUUUGUAAAAGGUGGAAAGGCGCCUGGGCGGAAUCUUCUGGUGAAAUCCUGGAACUGCUGGUUCUGACGCACUUCUCCGCCGGAGAUAUGUUGAGAGAGAGCUACAUUUCACAUCGGUCUACCCUGCAGUCCACUGCUUGAAAUAAAUUUUUUUAUCGGUUGAGUUGACUAAAAACUGUCUCGAUUUGCUGAUGGUGUUAAGCUCGACUUCAUAAUACUAUGUUGAACUCUUGCUGAGAAUAAUAUUCGAAGGAAGCAGGGUCGUGUUUUGAGUCUCUAAUGAUAGCUGAAUUGAAGGCUAUAAUCAAUCAUUCAUCGAACCAAACCGUUUGAGGGUCAUGAGAAAGGUUAAGAUUUUGAGAGAGAGUUAUCAAAUCGUCUAUGAAUAUCGUAAUUCAAUUAUCAGAUGGGUGGAUGAUCCUGGUAUAGAAUAACAUGUUUCGAUUAAUGCUUCAAUAAUUUUUGCAUAUAUUUUUUUUAUGUUGGACAUAAUAAAAAAAAAUAAACGGAGUGAAAUGGAGAUGUGAAAAUAUUUGACCUUUGCCUAUCCAACUCGUUACUCAAGUUUAUUCCUUCACAAAAAAAAUACCGUACAUUAUAAGACUUACACAUACAUAUAAACUAUAAUAAAAUUUAUUAAAUUGAAAAAUGGCAAUACCCACCUAGAAUAGAAACUAAGUAAGACGUUAAAUAUACAAAUUAUAAGAGUAUAAAUUCGAUUUCGUCUUUAAUUGAUAAAAUCUAUUUUAUUAUUAUUAUUUGAUUUAUCUAAAAAAAAGAUUUUGGAUUGUUAGCGCACAUGAAUGUUAUGUUUGAUUUAUGAUACUUUUGGACUUAAUUUUGUUAUUUAAUUAUUUAUUUGAAUAAAUAUCAGCGUAUCAGCGUAAUUUACGUAUAAAAUGGUAAUUAAUGAAGAGAAAAUUAUAUACUCCAAGUUAUGUAUGCCUAAGAAAUAUGAUUAAAAUAUAAAUUACAAUAAAAAAAAUGUUUAGCAAUUACAUACAUUAUACUAAAUGUUGAAAGAAAAUGAAACAUGAAAACAAAAUGAAUCUAUUAAAAAGGUUUUCCAAAAAUAACAAGAAUGAAACAAAAUAUUUUGGAGAUGAAUUGUUUUAAAUCUAUUUCCGAAUAUGAUAUUCGAAUGAAUGGUUUCCCAUCAUCUUUUUAGGAUUCCCAUAUAUCAUUGGAUUUAAAAUUUAGCUUUGGACCAAAGUAGAUGUUCUUGGGAAUAUAAGUCCUCAUUAAUAAUUUCCUUUUAUCAAUAAAAAGCUGUACAUGCCAAUGAUCUCAAUAAAUUUGCAUGAAAUUUUAGAUAAAUCUGUGUCACAUUCAAGAGGUAGCGGACAAGUAGAUGUUUUUACGGAAAAAAAUCACGAAAAAGAAAAAAGAAUGAAAUGGUAGGAUUCAGAAGCAGCCUUUCUAGCAUAGCUUUGGGAUGUGAGGUUUCAAAAUUGGAAGCAGAUUUUUCAAAAAUUAAUAUUAUUAUGAUGGGAUAAAUUGUGAGAUGCAAUUGCCACUAUUUUAUUUAUAAUAGGCUAUUGUGGGUUAUUAUAUUGGUUCAAUAUCUAAUGGUGAAAAAAAUAUUAUAAUAGAAAUAAAAUAAAUCAUUUCCAAAACUAAAGUAGAUUUAUAUAUCAUAAAAUGACAAUAUAAUGAAAAGAGAAAAAAUAUAUAAAUAAAUUACAUAUUUAUUGUUAAAAUAUGAAUAAAACAAAUUAAUUUAAUACAAAUGAUAUAACUAGAGAUAAAAUUCAAAGAAUAAAUAUUAAACUGAAUGGCUGCUUACGAAAUAGUUAUAAUAAUUGAAACUUACUUGGUCUUUUUUGUAAAUUAUUUUCUAAACUAUAAUUUCGUUCCCUAUAUAAUUAUUCAUUUGCUAUUUUUCUCACCUUGUCGCAUGUAUACUCAGUUCAGAUAGUUAAAUUUUAUGUAAGUAGCCGUUAAAACCAUUGAUAAUAAUAAAAGAAAAUUGUUUGAGCAAAGCGCACUAAGUAGAAAUGUAUAUUCACAGAAUGAAUGUUCUAAACUACUAAUCAUAAAAUUAAACGGCUUGUUCAUUGGGAUUUUGAAGAUGUGUUAGAAAAGAUGAUAAAAGUUGUUGCAAUUGGUGAGGAUGAAAUGGUUAAACAAUGCAGUUGAGUGUAUUAAUAAGUAAAGAAUUAUUAACACACAUAUUAUAGUAGGCAUUCGUGUUUCCCUUCCUUUUUUAACGAUAAUAGAAAUACAAUUAAACAGUAAAUAAAAGAUUAAAAUUACUAAUUUAAUUCCCUUAAUUUAUUCCAUUUAUUAUUUCCCGUAUUUUGUAGAAAAAAUGUUUUCAAAUAGAUUGAAAGCUUCUAAUCAAAAUUCAAACAAAAGUGCAAUAAAAUUUAUAUCUUUUCUACCACAUUAAAGAUGAUGCUAAAUCAUAGUAUCCAUCAAUAUCCAUAAACAAGCAUUGAAAAGGAAAUGUAACGUGAUAUAUUUUAUAUUUUCCACAAAAUGAAGAUGUAGUCAGUACCGUAUGUUAGAAAUAUCACUACAACGAACACAUAACCACUAGCUACAUAUACAUUCAAACCAAUCAAAGGAACAGGCAUGGCGUAACACAAAAAAAAAAACAAAAUAAAAUCGUGUACGCAUUCGAAUCAUCGAGUGGUCAAACAAUUAGUACAAUUCUGUUAUUUAUCAUUGCUGAUAUAUUUAUGAAUUAUAAGAAAAAUCAAAUCAACAUAUUAUUGUAAAUUACAUAUGAUUGCGAAUCUUAAUCGGUUGUACGUAUAUCUUCUCUAUAUCAAAUUGUAUAUUAUAGUAAGAUCCCUCGCUUUAAGCUAGUGCAACGCUUUGAGAGUUAAAUGGAACAGCAGAAAACAACAAAAUAUGUUUACAAUAAAUUUAAUCAACAAUAAUUAAAGACGCAUUAUUGUACUUUAAAAAUAUCCUAUUUAAAAUUAGAAAAAACAAAAACAGACAACAUAUAAGACGCAUAUAUAAAAUAUAUUCAUUAUAUUCUAAAUUCUAUCCAAUUGUAUUCUAUCCUAUAAAAGUUGACCCGCCUUUUGGGUUUUCUCUGAUGCAUUCUUGAGCAUGUUUGGUUGAUGUAGUUGCAUCCCCUAUCCUGCUAUCUGUCCAAUUUCAUCCUGAAUCUAAACACACACACAUCAUUUACCCAUACUAUCAUUACUACUCGUUUUUAUUUUAUCAUUUCCCUUCACUGUUCGUAUAAAAUUUCCUAUUUAAUGAAAUAAUGCAAAACAAAAUAAAAAAAAUUAAAACAAUUACGCUCCAUUUAUAUACAAAACAAUUUGGAUCUCGUUAAUGAAAUAUUAUUAAUUAUUAAAUUGUGCUAAUAAAAAAAAGGUGUUCCGCAAAAUGCAAGGAUUUAUGUAAAACAUAUUGAAUAAAGUGAAUCAAUUUAAAUAAAUGAAUACAGGAGAUAUGAUUCGUUCAAAAACGGGAAUAAUGUAUUAAUGAGAAGCAAACAAAUAUGUGUUGUAUAAGAAAAUUAUGAAAAUGAGUUAAAUAAAAUACAUACUUAAAAUGAAGGAUUUAGAGUUCA